Messenger RNA from Closterium sp. NIES-65, 4605 nucleotides. The record is from the annotation of a GenBank genome assembly. NCBI's taxonomy places the organism in Eukaryota, Viridiplantae, Streptophyta, Zygnematophyceae, Desmidiales, Closteriaceae.
UUUUCUCCUCCAUCGCCACCUCCGCCCUCUUGUCUCCUUCCCCUUCUCCUCCGCGUCCCCCUUUCACCCGAUCAGUUUCUAGAGAUGGUGGAGGAGAAGCAGGAUCUAUCCCUCCUCGACAGUAACCUCCUCUCGCAUGCACCAAGCGUCGAGUUCACCCUCGAGCUCUUCCUGGAGAUGGUGGAGGAGAAGCAGGAUCUAUCCCUCCUGCUAGACAGCAACCUCCUUUCGCACGCACCAAGUGUGGAAUUUGCUCUCGAGCUCGUCCCCCUCAUUGCCGAGUGCCUUAAAAAGGACCCGGCGGAUCGCCCACCGAUGGAUAGCAUUGCAGAGUUUCUUGGGAUACUGGACGACCGCAGCAGGGGCAUCGGCAAUUCACUCGGCCUUGCGGGAGAGGGAGAGGAGAGGGAGGAGGCCGGCGCUUCUGCUGCCACUGCUGCUGCAGCGUCACCGUUGGCCCGUGCUGCCAUGGAAGGGGACUGGGAGGUGCUGCAUCGGAGGCUGGUCACUGUGUCAUUCACACCGCCACAGGAGCCAUCGUUUGAGGUGUGGAAUGCCGAAAUACAGGAUCUAGUGUCGUCAAGGCAGAGGGGAGACAAGGCGUUCAAGAGCCAGCAGUGGGAGGAGGCCAUUGCUCUCUACACCAAGUUCCUCAAGUGUGACUCGCCCCCGAUCCCCGUGCUGUUUGCGCGGCGUUGCUUGUCGCAUCUGCAACUGGGGCACUGGGAGGAAGCUUACCAGGACGCCCUACAGGCCCAGCAGUCCAAACCCCCGUGGCCUGAGGCAACCUACCUAGUAGCUGCUGCACUGAUUCGAUUGGGAAGAGCUGACGAGGGGCAGGAGAUGAUUGCUGCGGGCCCCAACCCAACUCUCGAGCGAACAUCGGGGCGCGAUAGUCACUCAGAGCUCAACAACGCCGCCUCAUCUUCCCUGCCUCCUCGCAUCGUGGCUCCGCAGGAAACGCCGAUUGCGGUGCAGCGUCGUUGGCCAUCCGCGCAAUAUCUCUUCCCCGCCAUCCCCGCGCCCCCUCCCCCGAACUCUUCCGCCGAUGCUUCCACCGCAGCUGCCUCCGCUUCACUCUUCCAAAACUGGCAACGCAAUAACGGGGCGGACGAUAACGAGGACGCGCUACCAGUGGUGACUAUAGCGGGGCCUCGACUAUGGGAAGUGCCCGGACGGCAACCAGAGAAACCCGCUAAACUAUCUGCCACGUCAGCAGCUACAACCUCUGCCACGUCAGCGGCUACAACCGCCGCUGCUGAUACAGCAGCGUCAGGUUCGUCGGGGUCCACUAGACGACCCAGUGGCGAGGAACUAUAUAUCGUGUAUUUCAGAAACGUGCCGUCCGUUAUAGACUAUAAGGGCGGCAUCCCCGGUUUCGGUUUUUCCCCUCCCCAACACCCCGAAACAGCUACCCACUAUGUGUUGACCGGAAUGAGCGUGAAACUGACGCCCACAGAAGCCCACCGCUUGCAGCGGCACUCCCUUUCCCCGUCCCCCUCUCUCAUUCCAUUCCCCGCCUAUCUUCCUUCUCCCCACAGCUACCGCUACGUGCUGAACGGAGUGAGCGUCGAGCUGACCCGCUCAGAGGCCCACCGCUUGCAGCGGCACGAGUCGGUGCUGAAAGUGGAGCGAUGCCAAACGGUCUCUGUUCAGACCAUCCACACGCCGCAGUUCCUGCAGAUGCCCUCGCGACCAGCGGCCCUCUCACCCUUGCUUCCUUUCCCCCAACGUGCUGCCACCCUCCUCCCUCCCCCCCAAAACAGCUACCGCUACGUGUUAAACGGAGUGAGUGUCAAGCUGACCCGUUCAGAGGCCCAUCGCUUGCAGCGACACGAGUCAGUUCUCAAGGUGGAAAGAUCCCAAACGGUCUCUGUUCAGACCAUCCACACGCCGCAGUUCCUGCAGCUGCCCUCUCGCGUGUGGCCGAGCGUGGGCGGGAGGACCAAGGCGGGCAACGGCAUGAUCAUUGGGAUCGUGGAUACGGGCAUCUGGCCUGAACACCCCAGCUUCAGCGACAAGGGCUACCCCCCCGUGCCUCCCCGCUGGCGUGGCAAGUGCACGACCACGAGCGACUUCAAGGGCUGCAGCAAGAAGAUCAUUGGCGCACGCUACUUUGCCGAGGGGCUCGUGGCGUCUGGUGGGGUUGUGGACCCCUCCACAGAAUAUCUCUCUCCCAGGGACGCCAGUGACCACGGCACGUGGUGUGCGGGGGCCGCAGCAGGCAACCCGGUGAAAGUAUCCGGAGGAGGGGUGCAGUUCGGUACAGCGAGUGGCAUGGCACCCAGAGCACGGAUAGCAGUCUACAAGGCCAUCUGGGUGCAGGGCAAGCUGGCCGUUGGAUCGGACUCGGACGUGUUUGCAGCCGUUGAUCGCGCGGUGGCGGACGGUGUGGAUGUGCUGAGCAUGUCAGUGGCAAUCAACGAGGAGACCUACUUCAAGCACCUGGCGAUGUUAAGGGCUGCUAGGGCAGGGGUGUUUGUGUCACUGGUAGCGGGCAACAGCGGGCCUCCCCCAGCAAGCCCCAAGCUCUAUCGCACGCUCACCAACCUCUCGCCUUACUACAUAACUGUUGCAGCCAGCACGUCCAGCCAAGCCUGGCCGCCCCAAGCCCGGCUGUCGCUGGGCAACAGGCAGAGCUACCUGGGGGAGACACUCCUGGGCGGCAGCACUGCCACGCGCCGCCUGCCUCUGGUGGAUGGCAAGACAGCCGCGGCUGCCGGGUACACGGCUUCUCAAGCCGAAGCCUGCGUGCCCUACUCCCUCUCUCCUUCCAAGGUGCGAGGCAAGAUCGUGGUGUGCUGCACGGGAUUCUCCUACGCGAGUGAGAAGGCAGCAGAGGUGGCGAGGGUGGGCGGGCGGGCGAUCAUUGUGGUGCCAUAUGCGAAUGGGGAGGGCGCAGUGAAGGCCGUGGCCUUGGGAUUGCCAGGGCUGUUCCCUGUGUUCUGGAAGGGCAAGGCCAUUCGCGAGUAUAUUCGCAGCACCCCCAAUCCCACCGCAACCCUCUCGGCGCUCUUCCUACCCAAGCAGGUGGCUCCCGAAAUGGCCGUCUUUUCAGGCGCAGGUCCCUCCGUCAAUCCCGCUGCAGGCUUCUACGACAGCAGCAAGGUCACCAACGCCAUCUUAAAGCCCGACAUCACCGCGCCGGGCGUCUCUCUCCUCGGACCCAUGGCCGCGGGGAGCGUAGAAACGGGAGCGGAGAAACGGGCGAGCGGAGAAACGGGCGAGCGGAGAAACAGCGACCGGAGAAACGGGCGAGCGGAGAAACGAGCGAGCGGAGAAACAGGAGCGGAGAAACGGGUGAGGCGCUUGGACUUUCAACGAACAGCAGGCGAACGGAGGGGCAGACGAGCAGGGCAGGAGGUGAGCGGAGCAGCAGACGAGCGGAGCAGCAGACGAGCGGAGCAGCAGACGAGCGGAGCAGCAGGCGAGCGGAUCAGCAGGCGAGCGGAGCAGCAGGCGAGCGGAGCAGCAGGCGAGCGGGGCAACAGGCAAGCGGAGCAACAGGAGAGGCUCUUUUCGGUUAUGGAUGCUAGUACUCACGAAACCUCCCCUGUUGAAGCACGAGCGCCAGCAGCAGCUUCGUCGGCCGCGUCAAUGGCGGCUUCCGCCGUUUCCUCCUUGAGCGCCGGCGCCUCCGACUCUUCCGCCGCAUCUACCGCCGCUAUUUCAAUCGAGGAGUCGCCUCACGGUCGAACCGCGUCCCCGUGCGCCGCGUGCAAGUUCCUUCGGCGGAAAUGCACGGCGGAGUGCGUUUUCGCGCCGUACUUCCCGCCGGACCAGCCGGGGCGAUUCGCGAACGUUCACCGCGUGUUCGGCGCGAGUAACGUCACGCGGAUCCUGGCGGAGCUUCCGCCGGAGCUGCGCGGAGACGCGGCGAAUAGCAUGGCGUACGAGGCGGAGGCGCGAGUUCAGGACCCGGUGUACGGCUGCGUGAGCGCGAUUUCGUUACUGCAGCAGCACGUCGUUCAUCUGCAAACGGAGCUGCUUGUAGCGCAGCAGGAGCUUUCGGGGCUGCAGCGCGAGCUAGAAGCUUCCGCGCAGGCAGCGCAGGCGCAAGCAUCACAGGCGCAGGGGCAGGCGCUUCACCUUUCCGCUGCAGCUGUUCCUGCGCCAGCCCAGACACCUGUACCAACCACUGCCGCCAAUCCCCCCCCCGAGUCAGCCAUGACCCAAGAGCCUCCCGCAUAUCCCCCAACCCACACAACCGCAACCAACCCCCUCUCUUUCCCCACUGACCCCUCUGCCCUCUCUGCCCCCGCUGUCCCCACUGCCCCCACUGCUGUCCCUUCUGCCCCCUUCGCCACUGCUCCCUCUUUUGCGGUCCCCGCUGCUGCUGCUGCUGCCGCUGCCCCUUCUGUAGCAUGCGCAUCCCAAGCAGCGGCAGCAGGAGCCGCAGCGGCAGCAUCAGCUCCAGACGCCUCUGUUCCACCUCCAUUGCUGCUGAACUCUGUAACAGGUGCUGUGGAAGGAGGUGCUGGUGUGCCGCUAAUGCAUGCCUCGUUUGAGUCUCAAACGCCCUCGCCUGCUGGUACUGCAAUUGUGACCUCAUUACAAGCUGCUCCUGUUGCUGCAUUGCAGCCUGCCCCUGUCUCUGUGCUGUAA